Messenger RNA from Colletotrichum aenigma, 1845 nucleotides. RefSeq lists its product as uncharacterized. Lineage: Eukaryota; Fungi; Ascomycota; Sordariomycetes; Glomerellales; Glomerellaceae. Bases 1 to 1845 code for a protein of 614 amino acids. The record is from RefSeq and is a predicted model, not a curated record. The transcript has 8 exons.
AUGGUUUCAAACGAUGAAUGGAGAAGUGGCUCUAGGGGCAUCAGGCCUGUUCGGAUAGCGAAUUGCUCUGGCUACCAUGGCGACCCGCCAAGAGAAAUGUACAAACAGGCAACUCUCGGAGAUGUCGAUUUCAUCACCGGGGAUUACUUGGCAGAGGUGAACAUGGCCAACAAUGCCGAGGCUUAUGCACAAGGAAAGCACAACGGCUAUGAGGAGACUGCCUGGGAAGGCUUACUUCAAGCUAUUGACGUUGUUGCGGAUAAACGCAUCAAAGUUGCAAUCAAUGGAGGGGCCCUAAAUCCCGGAGGCCUUGCCUCGAAAGUGGCCGAUUUGGUGCGUGAAAGAGGCUACGACCUGAAAGUCGCCUAUGUUUCUGGGGAUAAUGUCCUACCGAAAUUGGGAAAACAUAUGCCUCAGCAAAAAGAGGAAGCGCUGGCUCAUCUUGAUUCUGCCAACCAGCAUGUCACCUUGACUUCCGAGUCGUUCAUGUUCACCAAGAAAGACAGAGAGCCAAGAGAAAUCGUCUCAGCCAAUGCCUAUCUCGGCGCCCAUGCCAUUUAUGAGGCCCUGCAGAAGGGCGCUGACAUAGUCAUAUGCGGCCGGGCUUCGGAUGCGAGCCCCGUCAUCGCUUGCGCGUGGUACUGGUGGUCUUGGAACAGCACGAGCUACGACAAACUAGCGGGGGCUCUCGUCGCCGGGCACUUGAUCGAGUGCUCGGCAUAUGUCACUGGUGGGAACUUCUCCGGGUUUGAAAAUUUCGACCUUGAUCACUUCGUCAAUCCGGGUUUUCCGAUUGCAGAGAUUUCACAAGACGGAACAUGUAUCAUUACGAAGCAUGCUGGUACAGGUGGUAUGGUAACUGUUGAUACCUGCAGAAGCCAGCUUUUGUACGAGCUCCAAGGCAAUGCCUACCUCAACAGCGAUGUCAAGGCAUACUUGGACGGCGUUGUGAUGGAGCAGAUUGAGGACAAUAGGAUUCGUGUUUCUGGGGUUCGUGGUGCUCCACCACCUGAUACCACAAAGCUUGCCGUCUUUUACAAGGGUGGCUAUGAGCUCCAGGCUCUGUUCAAUGCUACAGGUCAUUCUUACGAAAGGAAGGCUGCCCUCUUUGAAAAGCAGAUCAGAGCCCUGAUCGGAGAUGACAUCUUGAAGGAUUUUGACGUCUUGGAGUUUCAACGGAUUGGUGUCCCUGCAAGCAACCCGGUAAAUCAGAACAGCAACACGAUUUACAUCCGCGUUUUUGCCCAGUCAACCAAGCCGGACGCUCUCAACGCGAUCAACCACGCAGUGCGUGACAUUUCAUUGCGGCACUAUUCCGGUUUUCACGCCUCCUUGGACUCGCGCGCCUUAGCUCCACGUCCUUAUCUUGCAUAUUAUCCCGCACUGUGGCGUCAGCACGAUCUCGAGGAGCGUUUCCAUUUCGUGAAUUCGGACGGCACAACAACAGCCUUCGACACGACACCACCGCCCAAGUUUGAGGAUCUUGGUGACCGUGAAUCAUAUGACACCAAAACACCUGUUCAGAUCCAAGGCGACCUGAAAACCGUUCGUCUUGGUCAAGUUGCCUAUGGGCGCUCCGGGGACAAGGGAGCCAAUCUGAAUUUCGGAUUGUACGUUCAAACACAGGCCCAAUGGGACUGGCUGCGAUCGUACAUGUCUCGCGCCAAGGUGCAAGAGAUGAUGGGGGACGAUUGGCAGACAGACUUCUCCAUUGAGCGGGUUGAGUUCCCCGGCAUUUUCGCCGUGCAUUUUGUUGUGUAUGGUAUCCUCGGGCGUGGUGGACAAGGAGGUGGAAGUCCCGGUCUCGAUCUUGGACACACCGAUCAGUGGCUUUCAACCAAGUAG